AUGAGAGACGGUCAGAGUGCCAGUCAGGCAGCACCAGUGGGUAGUAUAACCCCAGUGGUUGAUGCAGAUACACUUUCCCAGUUUGCUACAUUGGUUGCCCAGAUGAUGAGCGAGACACACAGUAGAGCCUCUACUGUUCGAUCUGAGGAUAUUGAUAGACAUCUUCAGAUAUUUUUGAGAUUGAAACCUCCGAAGUUUGAGGGCACUUUUGAGCUUAGAGCAGCUGAGGAGUGGCUGAGGAGGUUAGAGAAGACUUUUGACGGCAUGCAGUGUCCGUCGGACAGGAAGGUACCUUUGGCAGUAUUUCUGUUAGAUGUGGAAGCAGAGCACUUGUGGGUAGGCCAGCAGGAGGCCAUGUUUCAGAGCAGAUUGAAUUCUUUGAUUUCUUGGGAAGCAUUUUUUGAGGUAUUUCGAGCUUGGUUUGUUCCCCAAUCUGCCGUGCAUCAGUUGCAGGAGAGUUUUCUAAGGCUGGUUCAGGGGAGCAAGACAGUGAUGCAGUAUGAGGCAGAGUUUACGGCCUUUGCCCGAUAUGCUCCACAGCUGAUGAGUACUUCUGCUGAGAAGUGCUACCAAUUUCUAAGGGGACUACAAGAAA
This is a messenger RNA of Dendrobium catenatum, 595 nucleotides long. RefSeq lists its product as uncharacterized. The annotation marks the transcript as partial. The record is from RefSeq and is a predicted model, not a curated record. The transcript has a single exon. NCBI's taxonomy places the organism in Eukaryota, Viridiplantae, Streptophyta, Magnoliopsida, Asparagales, Orchidaceae.